AAAAUUAAUUUAUUUAGAAUAUAAAUAUCAAAAUUUUCAAGUUAAAAUUUAUUUUAUAAGAAUAAAAAAAAAAAAAUAAUUAAAAUGCAAUCUCCUUGUCUUAUGGAAUAUUCCAGUGGAAAUGGAACUGGUGUUGCUGAAGCUAUUGGAAAUUGGGGAUUUUCAAAUUGUAAUGCUUCAUCAAAUAGUGGUGGAAUGGAAAAAUUAAAAUAUCUUUUUACAGAAAUGCAUAAAUUAAAAAGUUCCAAGCCAGAAAGAAGAUUUAUUUAUAAUAGAGCAAAUGAUUGUAAUGCUUGGCCAGUUGGUCCAAGUCCUCAUGAAUGUAAACCCGUUUGGACAUUUCCAGAAAAAAGACCACUCAUUACAUUUAGCCAAACAGCUGAGACAGUUAUUGUAUCAAGUUUAAAUCAAGUUAGAAAAGACAUGGCAAAUCCUAUUCCUGGACGAAUAUAUGUUUACGAUAAAGUAUUUAACAACAAGUGGUACAAAGUGGAUCCAAAAAAAUGUUGUCCAAGAAGAAAUUGCUGUGGAACAUGUUGAAAAAUAAAUAUUUAUUCUUAAAAUUCAUCUAAAAAUUAAAUAAAUUUAUUUAAAAAUAUUUUUU
Messenger RNA from Aphidius gifuensis, 604 nucleotides. RefSeq lists its product as uncharacterized. The record is from RefSeq and is a predicted model, not a curated record. Lineage: Eukaryota; Metazoa; Arthropoda; Insecta; Hymenoptera; Braconidae. Bases 85 to 540 code for a protein of 151 amino acids. The transcript has 3 exons.